ACUAUACAAUACAUGCAUGAGUGCAUUUUACAAAUAUUAACUUGUUAAGUUCAUUCCUUUAUUCAUUCAAGCUCAAAAUAUAUACACAAUGCUGUUUUCCGUCAUGGAACGAGUCUUUUCUCAAUAUUCUUUGCUCGCUUCUUCUUUUGCAAAUGCUUUUGUGUUGUGUGUUUUGGUAAUGAUUUGCAGAAGCAGUGAAGCAGUGGUGAAUCUGCCUAAGAAUGCGACAGUUCCAGCGGUGAUAGCGUUUGGGGAUUCAAUAGUGGAUCAAGGAAACAACAACGUUAUCGAAACAAUAGCUAAGUGCAAUUUCCCACCUUAUGGGAAGGAUUUUGUGGGUGGACCUACUGGCAGGUUUGGCAAUGGCAAAACCCCUGCAGACCUCAUAGCUGAACAAUUAGGAAUUAAAGAGUAUGUACCGGCAUAUCUAGAUCCACAUUUGCAGCCUAGUGAGCUUCUCACUGGUGUAAGCUUUGGUUCAGGAGCCUCUGGUUUUGACCCUCAAACAGCCCAGCUAGCGUCAGUUCUAUCAAUGUCGGAUCAACUACAUUUGUUCAAAGAAUACAUUGGGAAGGUGAAAGGGAUGGUUGGAGAAGAGAGAACAAACUUCAUAUUGAGUAACAGUUUUUAUUUAGUUUUGGCUGGGAGCGAUGACCUUACCAACACAUACUUUACAGCUGGCAUCAGAAAAUUGCAGUACGAUAUUAAUUCUUACACUGAUCUUGUCGUCAAGUAUGCUUUGGAUUUUGUUAAGGAACUUUAUCUACUGGGGGCGAAAAAGAUUGGUUUAUUCGGGGCAGCACCAAUAGGAUGCUUGCCGUCACAGAGAACACUAGCAGGGGGAGAAUUGAGAGUGUGUUCUGAGAUAUACAACCAGGCUGCUCAGUUGAUGAACUCCAAGCUCUCUUCUGCUAUUACUUCCUACAACAAUAGUCUCAAUGACCCUAAAGCCAGGAUUGUCUACAUUGAUAUUUACAAUUCUCUGCUUAAUAUCAUUCUAAAUCAUGACAAAUAUGGGUUUUCUGUUGCGGAUAAAGGGUGUUGUGGGACAGGGAAUUUAGAGGUGAGCAUACUGUGUAACAAAUUGACUGACCCAUGUCCAAAUGACUCCGUGUAUGUAUUCUGGGACAGCUACCAUCCCACAGAGAGGUGCUAUAGAGUACUCGUCAAUCAGGUCCUUCAGUCUAGUCUCAACAAAUUCUUCUGAUCCUGCCCCAUUCGCCUCUCGUGAUUUCCCUCAAAUCAAAUCUUCUCUCUUUACUUACUAUCGAGUUGUCGAAAUAAUUGAAAUAUCACUCAUAUAUAGUGUAUGAUCAUUUCAGUAUGUAUUGUUUGUGCACAUUCCUUAAUUUAUAUCUUGGUACUGGUAUGUAAGGUUUUUUAUUGUGGGCUUAGUCAAGCUGGUUUUGACUGCAAGUGCGAGAGAGCUAGGCAUGGAUUGGAUCCUCCAACAACAUGUUGCAUUUUUACAUGGUUUUGUUAAGCUCCA
This is a messenger RNA of Camellia sinensis, 1489 nucleotides long. Lineage: Eukaryota; Viridiplantae; Streptophyta; Magnoliopsida; Ericales; Theaceae. The record is from RefSeq and is a predicted model, not a curated record.